UUCAUGCACUGUCUUGUUUUUCAGGUAUUCUUUGAAGUCUCAUUCUCCCUGAUCUCCUCUCUAAGACCAAUUAAUUUCUAGAGAAGAAAAAUUUGCAGAGAAUAAACUCUCCAGAUUUUUGCUCCUCCUAUCGGAUGGCAGUUUCUUCAUCUAAUUGUCAUCCAACAGAGAGAUGUUCUCUCUCUAGGCUCGCUCCUCUUGAAGCGGUAUUGUUUGACAUUGAUGGAACGCUAUGUGAUUCAGAUCCUCUCCAUUACUUGGCUUUCCGUGAAAUGCUUCUGGAGAUUGGUUACAAUGGUGGAAUCCCCAUCGAUGAGGAAUUUUUUGUUAAGAAUAUUGCUGGCAAGCAUAACCCAGAUAUCUGUCGUGCAAUCUUGCCUGAUUGGGCUAUGGAGAAGGCCCUCAAAUUCAUUGAUGAUAAAGAAGCAAUGUUUCGUAGAUUGGCAACAGAACAAGUGAAGCCUAUAGAUGGCCUACACAAGUUGUGCAAAUGGAUUAAAGAUCAUGGCUUGAAACGGGCUGCUGUUACUAAUGCACCUAGAGAAAAUGCGGAGCUUAUGAUCUCAAUUCUGGGCCUGUCUGAUUUCUUUGACGUGGUCAUAAUUGGGAGUGAAUGCGAGCGUGCAAAACCAUUUCCUGAACCCUACCUGAAGGGUCUAGAAGCACUGAAGGCUUCUCCAAACCGUUCUUUUGUAUUUGAGGAUUCUGCGUCAGGAAUAAAAGCUGGAGUGGCAGCAGGGAUGCCAGUUGUGGGUUUACCUACCAGAAAUCCUGAGCAUGUAUUGAAUGAAGCAGGGGCUGCCUUUCUUAUUAAAGAUUAUCAUGACCCAAAAUUGUGGUCAGUGUUGGAAGAACUUGACAGUGAAGCAGUUGGAACAACAGCUUGAAAUGGUAAUUGUCAGUGUGAAACUAUUAGCAGAUUGUAGCAAAUUCAUAGUUUUAUAUGGAUAACUGAGAUGGGUCAUCUUUUAGUAACAUUUAACUUCAGCUUGUCUGAAUAUAUCAAGUAAUAGACUUACACGGUAAAAUUUGAAAUCAAUAAUUUUUUUUUCAGAUUACCAAAUUGGUUGCUUUGGCAGUUUGUUUUAUUUUUUUUAAUAAUAGAUUUUUUUUACAGUGCAAUUGUUGACUGUUGCUUCUAUUUCAAAACAUUCAAUGAGUACCCUCUGUUACUAGAGAAAUUCAUGAGGAAUCAAUUGAUUUUAUAGUGCAUAACUAAUAACCUCCAACGUCUCAUAAAAUAAAAUAAAAAUAAAACUUCAAUGUCUAACUAAUUGAUAACUAUUUUUAGAUGUGCACGAUAUUAGUUUUUAAGACAUGCUUGUCUUCACAUAGAUGUAUACAUAUACCAAGUGUUAUGGAUGCACCAUAUCAUACAUCCUUAAUAAUGAAAUGAGGCUUUUAUUAACCCUUUAACAUAAUGAACCCCAAAAUGUGUAAUAACCUAAGGGCUAAGUUAGUCAAUAAAGUCAAAUUUACAUAGACUGGGGAAAAAUAAAAUUGAAUGCAAUAGACCGGAAGACAUUCUUUGAUAUCUUUCAUGUAGGUUGCUAACCUUGGCUCUUUAACUGGUAGCUAGUGCUUGUGAAUAAGGACUCACCCAACUAUAUUUCCUGAACUUCAGCAGGGAGGAUGUUCUGUCACAUUAGACAUUCAAAAUUAGCGAGCCACAAUUGCAAUGAGUAAAUUAUAACCAUU
Molecule: messenger RNA, 1698 nt
Organism: Telopea speciosissima
Lineage: Eukaryota; Viridiplantae; Streptophyta; Magnoliopsida; Proteales; Proteaceae
Product: haloacid dehalogenase-like hydrolase domain-containing protein Sgpp
Exons: 5
Coding region: 135-887 (250 amino acids)
Source: RefSeq, a predicted model, not a curated record